AUGAAGAUCAUCCUCACAGGCGCAACUGGCUACGUCGGCACAGAGAUCCUCGACCAAGCAAUAGCACACAACUACAUCGAGCACAUCUACUGCAUCACUCGCAAACCUCUCGACCGCAAAUACUUUGCAAAAGCCGCCAAGGGCAAAGUCACCGAGCUCAUCCACGAGAACUUUGGCAACUAUGAAGAUUCGUUGAUGCAGUUUUUGAAGGAUGCCGGGGUGGAGGGCUGUAUCUGGUGUAUGGGACCGAAGACCCAUCCCGAUCCGGCGAAGCGUGCAGAGGAAGAGAAGAUCAGGAUUAGCUAUCCUAUCGCUGCUGCAGAGGUUUUCUCUGGCUAUCUUGCUACGGCUCUGAGCCCACAACUCAUGCCGAAGAGAAAAUUCCCGUUCAGGUUCAUCUUUAUCAGUGCGUAUGGUGCCGAGCAGGAUCAGUUCCGGAGUCUGUGGAUGUGGAACGACUGGCGGAAGAUGAAGGGUGCUGCUGAGAAGGGUCUGUUCGACGUUGCCGACCAUUCCGAGAUGAUCCAAGGCCAUAGAUGCUUCGAAACCAUCGCUCUUCGCUCUGGCCAAGUCAUCAAGCCUGGAGAUGCAAUCGGGACCAUUCUCUGGGAAGCCACGGUGCCUUCUAUCUCCGUAGACCGAUUGGCUAAAGCAGCUCUUCGAGCUGCUCUCACGGGGACAGGUGAUGAGAAGAAGCGGAUAUUGGAGAAUAAAGAGUGUUUGGGGUCUGAUUGGGCUAUGGUGAACACCCUCACACUAUGA
This is a messenger RNA of Recurvomyces mirabilis, 762 nucleotides long. RefSeq lists its product as uncharacterized. The transcript is spliced from 2 exons. Lineage: Eukaryota; Fungi; Ascomycota; Dothideomycetes; Mycosphaerellales; Teratosphaeriaceae. Bases 1 to 762 code for a protein of 253 amino acids. The record is from RefSeq and is a predicted model, not a curated record.